GUGGUGCGGUGCUUGCUGAGCUGUGGCGCUGACGGGAACGUGUGCGGUGGAGUGAAAGAUCGUCCAUUACAUCUGGCCGCUAGUCGAGGACUUUCUGCCAUAGCCUCGCUUCUUCUCGAGGCCGGAGCCGAUCCUCAACUGGCCGAUGACGAGGGAAACCUGCCGCUACAUUUCGCUGCCAAGACCGGUCACAUGGCAGUGCUGAACAUCCUUCUUAAAAGCAGCAGCAAUUUGUCGGAGACCGUGGCCACGCGCAACGUCUAUGGCGACACUCCGCUCCACCUAGCAUGUUACGGUGGGCGACUGGAUGCCACCAAAGCGCUCAUUGCCGCUGCCGGUUCACAUCUGAUGGUUUCGGAAAACGUGUUCUCUGAGACUCCGUUGCAUGCGGCAUGCACGGGCGGCAAGUUCCAUCGAGCUAAUCGCGUUCCUGAUGAAACAACCCGGACCUUGCAUUCGGCAUGCUACCAUGGACAUCUGCAAAUUGUACAGUAUCUCCUUGAAAAUGGUGCCGAUCAGUCACUUGCAGCACGUACAAACGAAAGACCGGCAGCAGUUCAGCGGACACCACAAUCGACAUUCGCGGCCGCUAUUAUGGCCCUAAAUCGUCCCGAAACCCUAUCAGGAAUAUCAUCGCGAGACUCGGUGGUUUCAGUUGAGGAUCAACAGACACCAGUGAUCUGGGCAUACGAGAAAGGUCAUGACCGUAUUGUAGCUUUGUUGAAGCAGUACGCUAACAAGCGACCUGAUGCCGAUGUUUGCAGCGAGUACAGUUCUGGAGAUUCCUCCUACACACCGCUACCUUCACCAAUGGGUCGACUACGAUCAAUGACAAGAGAGAAGGCCGAGGUUCUACAGCUGCGAUCAGCACUUCCACCGAUGUUUCACCUGUCUUUAGCAGACAUUCGACUUCCAGGAAGCAGUUGGAAGUGGUUCAUUCGGCAAAGUCUACAAAGGAAGCUAUCGUGGAAAAAUCGUUGCCAUCAAAAG
This is a messenger RNA of Ostertagia ostertagi, 990 nucleotides long. Lineage: Eukaryota; Metazoa; Nematoda; Chromadorea; Rhabditida; Trichostrongylidae. The record is from the annotation of a GenBank genome assembly.